Molecule: messenger RNA, 5083 nt
Organism: Chelonoidis abingdonii (Abingdon island giant tortoise)
Lineage: Eukaryota; Metazoa; Chordata; Testudines; Testudinidae
Source: RefSeq, a predicted model, not a curated record
GACAGUUUUCCAGCUCGGUUUGGAGGAAUUCAUUUUGUCAAUCAACCAUGGUAUAUCCAUGCCCUCUACACAGUUAUACGGCCCUUUUUAAAAGAGAAGACGCGGAAGAGGAUAUUUCUGCAUGGUAAUAAUCUCAACAGUCUGCAUCAGCUAAUUCAUCCUGAGAUCCUACCUUCUGAGUUUGGAGGGAUGCUGCCACCCUAUGACAUGGGCACAUGGGCAAGAACUCUGCUAGACCACGAGUAUGAUGAUGACAGCGAAUACAGUGUGGACUCCUACAGCACUCCUGCAAAAGAACUAGAAAAGGAUCUCUCUCCCAAAUCCAUGAAGAGAUCUCAAUCAGUUGUGGAUCCUGGGGUGCAAAAACACCUGGAUAAAAACGAGGAGGAAAACAUGCAGCCUCUGCUUUCACUGGACUAACAGUUUCUGAGCAUCGAAUAUGAAGUGGAGUGGAAGGUACUGCUUUUCAGCAGCAAGCAAACCGUUGGAAAGGCAUGUACCAGCUGAAAUUCUAUUUAUUCAUGUUAAUGUAGCAUAAUGUAAUCAGGCAGCAAGUUAUGCUAGUCUGCCUGAAACAUGGGUGCCCUGGGUUGAAAAAAAAAUCAAUUUAUUCUGUAAGUGCCAACUUGUUUGUAAAUAUAAUGUAAUCUUCCACUUUGAAUUUGUAAGUUAUGGUAGACAAGUAAUAUGGAAAAGUGAUUAUUAAAAUUUGUCUGUGAAAAGCACUGUAAAAAGGGAACACACACACACACACAAACAUUGUUAAUUAAGUUUUGUCCUGUCUAUAGGAAGCAGCUAUCAUAUUGACUACUUUUUUUCCCCUGUCGUCCUCAUGCAGCAUUCAAACGUAAAGCGAAUAUAAGAAUUUGGCGAUAAGGAAAACCACAGUGGUUACAACACUAUCUACAGGAAUUAAUUUUACCAAUAACCUUGUGGUUUUGGGUUGUGACUUGGGAUAAGUCAUGCAUUAUAGGGGGAAAGAGAUAACAGAUGAGCAGGGCGCAAAUGCCUGUAUGGAUUUGUGAGCUUUUGUUCUGUUUAGUUUCAAGAGAAGUUUGGGGGUUUGGAAGCUGCUUGGCUUAUUCACCUAAUUUGAGCCUUUCAGUGUGUGCCAUAUUAAUCCUUCUGUUGCAUAUUGUGUUCACUUCAAGAAUUUUUCCAGAACAUUCUCCUCUUUGGAGUGAAAAAAAUAUUCAUCCCAAUGCAGUGUAAUAACUAGUAUUUUGAACUGCAGCUGUAGGCUCAGGGUUAAUUAUGAAAUCCUGUGCACUCGGUGACUGAAUACAUAUAUAUUUUUACCAAUCUCUAACAAACAUUAUAAAGUGGCGUUGUUAGACAAGUAUAUUUAACCAAGGGUUUAUAAAUCAUACCUAUUCAAUGUACUUAGAGAUAUUAUAGAUUGCAUAUUGAGACAAUGUGACAUUAACAUAGUAGAACUUUAUGUACAGCAUCCAACAUCCAACAUCAAGCACGGACUAAUAUGAAUGAGGCAUAGUCAAGCCACUCAGCAUAGACAUUAAAGACAUUUUUGUUUCGGUUGUGGUGUAAUUGUAUAUAUUAAACAUGUGCCAUAUUACAGAAAUACUCUUAUCUCAUAAGAGCAACUAGUUUCACUAUGGACUGAAUCGAGUCACCUGAAAUUUGGGGGCUAUAUGUUUAUGUCUAUUGUGCUGAUAUUUAUAUGCAUCAAGAUAAGAAUAUGCCCCUGAAAUUGACCAGACAUCUUCACCGGAAUUAAAACUGCACUCAGACAAGGAUGGGAAGACCCAGGAAAGCCAAGACAAUACUGCUGAAUUGUAGAAGUGCUGUAGGAACAUAUCAGAAUCAGUUAAGGUAUUCUUACUUGAUCCCUAACAGCUUGGAAGAACCUUGGGAUCCCCUAGAAACACCAAUAUUUAAGUGUCUGUGAUUCAAGUAAGAUCUUCCCUACAGCAAUGAUGACGUUGCUUAUUUAAAAUGCAAAGAUAUUAUUCACAGGUCACUAAUCAUUUCCAGUGGUGGCUUUAGAGCAAAGAAUUAAUAUAGAAUUUCAAGUAAGAGAACUGUAUCUUUCAGCAUUAAGCUAUAAAGAUACAUGAAUGUUGGUAUUGUCAGAAGUUCAUCCUGCCCUUCCACAAUGGUAUCCUCUCUUUUUAUCCAGAAACCACCUUAAGUCACCUGACUAGUACAAGCAAAACAGAGAUACAACUUUAGUACGUACUUAUUGAUUGAUUAGUAAGAUUGCUAGAGAUAUAUGUCUGCACUUAAUGCCUCAAUAUGUGAUUAUAUUCCAAGAAUCUCUUUGAACAAAUUAUUGUAUUUCUAUGCACAAACUAUACCUGAAAAUAUAGUUAUGAAAUGAACAAAAUACAGGACCUGAAUUUAAAAAAUGUUGAGCCCUGAUAGUUCCAACAAAAGUUUGAAAUCCACCAUCUCCCAGAUUUUAAAGAAACUUCCUUUUGAAUGGUAGAAACAACUGUAUCUAUUACUAUUGUUAACCGUUUAACAGACUAUAGAACCAAAUUAUGAAUUUUGUGCAAUUACGCUAUCACAACCAGAGUAACACCAUGCUAUAUAUCCAGCAUACACACUGAGGGCUCAUAAAGAUGUCAUAUUUGGAUGUAUGCUGUACUUACCUGACAUUCAUAUGGAUAGCAAGAUCAUAUGUUCACAUAAAUUCUGAUCUUGAAAUCCUCACUCAGGCAAAAUUCUCACAAUAGAUGUUUUUCCUGCACAUGGGUUUCAAGGUUUUGCACAGAGUUAAUGUUCCUUGUCUAGGCCUAACUAAAGAUAGAGAUGGUCCAAAUCUUGGUUGAAGCUUUGUGGAGACAAGGCCAGAUCCUGGUGUAAAUCAGCAUAAAUCUAUUUUAAUUAGUUUGAUUUUAAACUACACCAGCUGAAGUGCAGGCCCACUAGAUUCUGUUAAAUCUGGGAAUGAGAUCAGUUGCCUCUUAAAUCUUUAUGAAGCUUCAUGGUAGAAAAAUAUGUAACUUUAUGAAACUUCUGUAUACCAGCUGGCUAAUUUGUUUUUUGUUUUUAAUUCUUUACGGGAUGCAUUUAACUGCAAUUUAUGUAAUGUGGUCUGAUGCCUAAUCUAGUCCUUACUUUAUAGAUUCUUUCCAAAAAGUGAAACUAGGAUAUAGUAGAAUGUUUACAUACUGGAGAACUCAUCCUUUUACCAAGAACAAAGCUAACUUUUCCAUGAAAGAGUCUCAUUACUGAAGAAUUGAGCUUCAGUGCAUUUUGUUGGUGUUUAUGUCUAGCAGAAGCAGUUUAAUGUUGCAGCAGCAAUUCCUCACACUGGAUAAGAAUCUGAGAGUGAAUAAGCAAAAAACAAUUGUUACACAAAGCUUUUCACUUAACUUGUCAGCAUCUACAGAGAAGGAGUUUCUAGCUUCUGCUUCUUGUAGAAAAUAUUCUCUAGCAAAAGGAAAGCCAUUUUUGUCUAAAAAAUAGGGUUAAUUUUCAGUCCAUUUUGCAGUCCAAAUUUCAGUUACCUUCGUUAUUAUGGAAGAUGAUUCGUUUUUCUACUGUACCAUUGAGUUGUAUAACUUCAGACAUAGGUUGGAAUCUUGUGUUCCUGUUUUUGUUUGUUUGGGCAGUAUUAACCGUUUAGUAUUCAACUUCUGUGUUAUUUUAGUUAAAUGUGAAGGAAAAAAAAGAAAUAUUUAAUGGAAAAGGAACAGAUAGCAGUCUUAAAUCCAGCUGACCAGGUGUUUAAGUGAAGAAGACAUAUGGUUUAAAAAUGAUAGUUACAGGUCAUAAGCAGGCUCUAAUUGUUCCCUUUAAACUAUGUCUCUGUGUGUAAAACUGAUGUUUGUAAAAUAUUGAGAAUUCAUGGAACCUUUUGUGCUCAAAAGGCCUAAGCCAGUACCCAAGGAAAUAGAUGGUGAUCUUUUUGUUCACUGAGCAUUGGAUCAGCUCACAGUAACCUCUUAUAAAUACCAAAAUUUACGUGGCCUCUCAGACCAAAACUGAUUACAUGUAACCUGGUUUUUAUCUAGUUACAUCCUAGAAGGAGUGUAAGUUCCUUGUAUGAUAUAAAAAAGAACGGUUUUAGACUCUAGUGAGUAUAUUAUGCUGCUUCACAAAGAUAAACCAUUGUUUUAGUUUAAUCAAGUCUACAUGCUGAGGGAAAUACAUACUUUUGUAGUGUACAUCUAAAAGCAUUGCUUUACCUCACUGAUUUACAUGGAGAAAUGUCCUCUGUGCUGUUUAAUUGCAAGCUCAACAAAGUCUAAGUAUAGCACUAGAUAAAAUUAUACUUUUCCUUUUUUGUUAGUCUUCUUACUUAGGCCUAUACUAUAAUGAUGACUGAAAAGAUUUCCAAACCUUCUGAGAACCAUCAUUCAGAAUGGUUAGGAACACUUAACGAAAAGGAAGACCAUCUGAUUCCAUGUGAUCUUCUGUUUUGUUGGUUUUGGCAUCACCUCAGGAUUUCAGGAAAAGUUAGGGGAAGCAGGAGAAGAAAUGCCCUGAAUCAGACAUCAGAGAUGGAUGUGAUUUUCCUUUUAAAAACAGAGAAACCCUUCAGUUGCUUUUUGGGGAUGAUUUGUUGGAAUAUCACCAGUGUCUUCAUUUCAGGGCUUCUAGUAUGAUAUCAUAGGAAUGUAAUGUAAUCUCAUGAUGAUAUGAAAGUAUUCACAUCAUCCUGCUUAUCAUAUUGUGCUGGCAGCUUAGCCUGCAUUUUUGUGGUACUGAGAAUAGUGGGUUUCAUCCAUAGAUCUCAAAGAGCAUUACAAAGCCAAGUAGAUAGUUAUACCCCUUUUUUCAGAUAGGGAGGUAGUGGUAAAGAGAGUUAGACGUGAGGUUCCUAAGAGAAGGCAUACACAUGGUUCUGAUAUACUGUAGGAAUGACCUUUUUGGGGUAUUUGGCUCACUUACAUUAAUAUCUCAGUAAUUUAAACUGCCUCUAUUUUGUUUUGGUUGAGAAAAUUAUCAGAUGAUUAAAAUCACAAAUUUCCUUAGAAAUUCCCUAAACAUUCUAGCUUGAAUGACUUGCAGAAAUGAUCUGCAUUCCAAAAUUUCUUUCUGAAUUAGGGGCAUAAAUAUAUAUAUAUAUAUUAUAUAAAAUAUAUAUUUGCUGCUGCAGAAAUGAAGAAAA